This is a messenger RNA of Penicillium olsonii, 1086 nucleotides long. Lineage: Eukaryota; Fungi; Ascomycota; Eurotiomycetes; Eurotiales; Aspergillaceae. The record is from the annotation of a GenBank genome assembly.
AUGCCUGACGCAAAUUCAAAGUGCGACGAGAAGCAGCCAGAAUGCGGCUUAUGCCACAAGCGAGGUUUAGAAUGCACGUAUCUUCCGACGAAAGUACAAACAAAGCCUUCGCCAUCUACCACCGCCAAUGGUGAUUCUCAUUCACGCGAUCGCACAAGCCCUCCUCAGGUCUCCGGAAUCUCCAGGUUACAGGAACUACGGCUUAUUCACCAUUUCUCAAUGGUAACUGCACCUACAAUAGCAUCCGAUGAUACGGAUCUACGCUUCUGGCAGCUCGAGCUGCCGCGAAUAGCAACGACCCAUGACUACGCGAUGGCCGGCUUGUUAGCCGCUGCGGCUCUUCACCUGGCUUCUUCCGAAUUGGAGAAACAAGCCUCCUGGCUAGAAACCGCCCUGAUCUACAAAACGCAGGCGAUUUCGGGUCUACGAGAGGAUCUAGCUACUAGCCAUGGAAACCAUGAAGUUAAAUUUAUUACUUCGUCACUAAUCUUGCUUUUAGUCACCGCUUAUCCUGGUAUUCGCAAAGAUGAACUCCAGGUUGAUCCGUUGCGCGAAGUGCUUGCAAUGCGGUCAAACCUUCAGGGCUGCACCAUGGUUUUCAAUCAAAUAUACUACGGACCAACAACAACCAGUAUUGACUUCUGGAUACGCCGUGAGAGGUUGAACCAGGGAGGCAAGGACCAAGAAAGCGACGCCGGUUUACUCCAGUUACAUAAGGAAAUCUUACAGAGAAUCAAUGAGGUUCAAACCGUCAUUGACCAAUGCCAAUCCCCAUCUCGACAGAUAUACCAGUCCGCCUACGACUUGACCUUGAAGACGCUUCAUACUUGGCCCCGGCAGAUUGAGAGCGUUGUAUGGCCGAUUCGAAUCACCGACUCCUUUCUCCUCUUGGUCCAGCAAGGAGACUGGAUAGCCCUCAUAAUUUUCUUGUUCCACGGAUUGGAUUUGCAUCUGGCUUCCCGAAAGUGGUUCACAGCAGGAGCAGGAAGGCGGCUGGUCCUUGGCGUAUUACAAGCCGAUGGCCUUGAGAUUCCACCUCAGUGGAGCGACUUGGCUUCUUGGAUGAUCCAGGCAGUGGAAAUAUGA